AUGGUCGAAGGUAGCCCAGAAGAUGGAAAUUUUCUGGUUCGUGUCCGAGCCCAGGUCAUGACCAGAGAUGAUUCAUGGGAAGGUUGGGUGCCUAUGGGCGGAGGUGGACUGAGCAAUGUAUCAGUAAGAAAAAGGAUUGUUUCAGAAGAUGACACCAAGCCAGAAUAUCUGAUUUGUGGAAAAAGGAUAUCUGAUCAGACGAUGGUUCUUAGCUGUACUAUCAAAAGAGAUUUUGAGUACAACAAAGUGAUGCCAACCUUCCACCAUUGGAAGACUGGUGACAAGAAGUUUGGUCUUACCUUUCAGACUGCAGCAGAUGCCCUAGCCUUUGAUAAAGGUGUCAAAACUGCUGUAGAAGAACUUCUUGCGGAUAUACAGGGUAUAACAUACUGCUAUAUUGGAGAUGCAGAUGAGGAUGAUGUUUUUAUGGUUAUAGAUCUGCCUUGCACAGAGUCCCGAUCAUCAGCAUCCAGCAAUGAAAGUGCUAAUGGUAUUAAUAUAUAUAGGCCUACAUCUGCCACGUCCAGCAUCCCGGGUGAUACAUUUUCAGUCACUUCAUCACCUUAUACUCAUCCCCAUUCUAAUCAGCAUCAUCUUCAUCGCAAAUAUCUAAUGAAAUCAUCAUGUACGAUGCCGGGUGUCAGCAGCAAUGGUGGUGAUACCAGCGGCCUUACUUCAUCAGUGAGUGUAGGAGCUGGAGAAUUGCAAAAGGUUCAAACAGAAGACAUAUGGCUGAAAGACACUGCACACUUGAAAGAUAUCUCUUCAAAUGGGCAAGAAGAAAUAGAACUCAGUUCAUUACCUUAUGUUCAGUUCUCUAAAGAUAGGAUGAGAGCGACAGAACAUGAUUACUACUAUCCAUCUGUGGAUACACUAAAGAGUGGUAAACAGGAACUGUCGGGAAGUUUCAAAAAGCAUGUAUCUACUGUGUGUGGUGAGCCUCCAUUACUGCCUAGUAAGAAAAAAAGCAGUUCGAAGGAAUCUCGACAGCAAAUAUCACUCGACAGGUUGCAGUGUCGGCAUUGCCUCGAGAUAUAUGUUGAGGAAGAAAACCAUCCUGGCAGCUGUGAAUUUGGACCCGAUAGGACGUUGUCUUGCAUAAAUCAUGCAACUUGCUUCUCCUGCACCCAAUGCAUGCUGUAUCACUGUAUGGCUGACACAGAAGGAGAUUUUCACCACCACCCUUGUUCAUGUGAUGCUUCCGAUGAUCACUGCCGCAGGCGAUGGACAGGUCUUGCCUUGCUCUCAAUAUUUGUUCCCUGCCUCUGGUGCUACCUGCCUCUUCGUGCCUGUCACCGCUGUGGAGUCAGUUGUGGAUACUGUGGAGGUAAACACGAACCUGCAUAG
Messenger RNA from Uloborus diversus, 1347 nucleotides. RefSeq names its product sprouty-related, EVH1 domain-containing protein 1-like. The record is from RefSeq and is a predicted model, not a curated record. Gene Ontology annotation, molecular function: protein kinase binding. NCBI's taxonomy places the organism in Eukaryota, Metazoa, Arthropoda, Arachnida, Araneae, Uloboridae. The transcript is spliced from 6 exons. Gene Ontology annotation, cellular component: membrane. The coding region runs from base 1 to 1347 and encodes 448 amino acids. Gene Ontology annotation, biological process: negative regulation of MAPK cascade; multicellular organism development.